AUACUCUAACUGCAACUCUAACAUUAUAAGAGUGAAAACAAAGUUUUGUUGAAGAAGGAAAAUAUCAAGAUAUUCAAUUUAUUUUAGUAAUUAAAGAAGCUGAUGUAAUUUAUUAAUUUAUGCUGUUAUAUUUUUCAUAAUCUUCUGUUUUGAAGUACUUUGAAUGCUUUGCCAUUUUAUGUAGCAGUUCUGAAUUUAUAAGGAAAUACUGGGAUGGAAUAAAAUAUGGGAGGUUGUUUCAGUUGUUUUAGUGGAGAUGAUAACAAAUCCCUGUCGGGUGAGCCAAAUGAAAGAUCUCAGUUGCUUGCAAACCCAGUGAGUAACUCAAUUACUCGUCCUGGUUUCAGUCACGAUAUUUCAGAUGUUUCAUUUGGGCAAGUUGGUGAUGAACAAGCUGCACUAAAUAAAAUUCUUCACCAAACUGCUAUUGACAUCAUAGAUGUAUCAGCUAUACCUACUCACAUUGAGCAGAAAGACUAUAUCGAUAGGGUCAAAGGGUAUCAAAGAGGUCUAGCUAAAUUGCAUAUAAUGUGGCUAAAGAGAAACAGGGGCCUUUUGAAGGAUGUACCUCUUCCUGAAAAAGUUACUGAUAUUGUAGAUAUGCAAAUUCUGAUUGCAGAUAUGUCAUUGAUAAAUGAAACUUUUAAAACUGUUCGUGAAGCUCUUGAAGAUAUUGAAGUUCAACCACAAGGAGAUCUAGUCAGCAAGUUUGGUGCAUCGUGAAUAAUUUGAAGCCUCUAUGAUCACAUUAUAUAUUAAGUGCUUGAGUUUCUAAAAAAUAUACUUAAUAAUGCAUUUAUUAGGUUUUGUUUUAAUACACACAACACAAUAUGUUAAAUUUUCAACUGAUUUGUCACUCUUAAAGUUUUGGCAAUCAAACUUGAUGUUUCCCAUAUUCUUAAAUCAAUAUAAUUAUUUUUAAACACACAAUUGUUUAUUUAAAGAUUUUUAUUUUUCUCUUAUCAGAUUUUAUUACAUUGUGUUGUUUUGCACAAACUUGACAAUUUUCUGUUACCUAGUGUAACAGAAAAAAAUCUAAUUUAGUUGAAAAUAUACAUCGAGGUGGUAAUAAAACUAAUAUUGAAAAUUGGAAUAAUAAAUUUUAUUUUAUACAUUUUUAUUGAUCAUUUCAAUUUAAAUUAAUCUAGAUUGACAAGUUACUUUAAAUUUGUGAAAUGUUUUAGGUCUAAGCGUUGAGUUAUUAUAAUAAAUAUUUCCAUUAUUUUAAAGACAAAUUUUAUAAGAUUUUUUAGUUUUUAAUUUAAAACAUAAAUGUGCUACAAAAAAAAAAAAAUUAUUGCAGUUUUCAACCCAUAACAAAUAUAUGUCACAUUUACUUGCCAAGCUUUUUCAUUUGUAAUUUUUACAGUUGAUAACAUAUGUUUUUAAAGUCAUCUCUUUUUGUUAUUAUAAUUAUGAAAUGAAAUUUUAAUUAUAAAAGACAAAUGCUAAAAACAAACUGCAUUUAUUUAUUAUUAUUUAUAUAUAAAGGUUAUGGUAUUAACACAACACAAAAUGCAUAUUUUUAAUGUUAAAAUGGUGUUGUUAAAGUUUUUUUUAUAUAUAAAUUUAAUAAGUAUGCAUGUAUUGUUGACAUUUUUAAAAAAAGGUUAAUUGAUUUUGAUAAUAAUUUAGAAUGAUGUUUAAAACUCAUAGUUUAAGUUUUUGAAUAAUUUAGAAGAUAGUGUCAGAUUCCCAGUUAUAAAUAUGAGAUGACAUUGGGGUGUAAUGUACAUUUAAAAAAAAAAAGCACUUUUUGAUUUAAUGAAUGGAUUUUAACGAAUUAGAACUCAAUCUUAAUGGUUCAAGAUGCUUACCUUAGAUAUGGUAAUAAUUUGUGCAAAAAAUAUUUUAAUUUAAGAAGUUCUUUCUAUUUUAAGGAAAGCGUUCUUCUAAUAAAAGUGUUUAUUCAGGAAAGAGCAUUUUUGUCUUAAUUUUGAAACUUAAAAUAUCAUCUGCAUUAAUUGAUUUAAACCAUUAAGAUUAAGUCCAAGUACGGGAAGAUCCUCUUAUUACAUCAUAAGUUAUUCAGGGAGUGCUAUUCCUAUUUUGCACCCUUUAAAUCCUCUCUCUUUAAUACUCAACAGUCUGUUUCUAUCUUCAUAAUGACCUAAAAACUCAAACUCUUGAAAAUAUUCCUUUAAUAAAAAAUUAAUCUGUAUAAAUCCCUAUAAAUAAUUAAAAUGUGUCAAAAAAUGCCCAUUUAAAAAAAAAACCCAAAUCUUAAUAAUAUUCUAUCAAUAUUCUUUCAUUUAAAACCUUGUAUGUUACAAAAAAAUUACAAAAUUAAAUAAAUUACAAAAUUUAACUAAUUGCAUAACACUCACUCACAAAUAAUUUAGACAUCAUAUACAUUAACUUACAUCAUAGCUAAGAAUCUCAAUAUGAUCUAACAAAAAUUUUAAUUAUAAAUAUACUUAUGUUGAUUAAUCAAAUUGUUUUAAACUUUGCAAUGUUUGUUAAAAAUAUUUCUUGACUUUGGUUAAGAAUAAACUUAAUAUUUAGAAGAAACUUGACUUUUUUAUGAUACUUCCAAACACACAAUUUCAAAAAAUAAUUAUUUGCUAAAAAACUUUUUUUUAUCUUGCUAAUUUGUCUUUGUUACCGCUGUCUUGUUAUAGUUAUGACAUUUCUAAUCAAGAAUUUCAAUGUUCUUGUUCUCUAGCUUUGUUAAGAUUGUUAUCGAUGAAUAAAGAUGCCAAAUAAGGUAAUGAACUGUAUAUUUCUUAGUGUAAUAGAUCAUAUUCAGAAAUAAAAACUAUUUUAAGAAUCA
Molecule: messenger RNA, 2773 nt
Organism: Parasteatoda tepidariorum (common house spider)
Lineage: Eukaryota; Metazoa; Arthropoda; Arachnida; Araneae; Theridiidae
Product: ragulator complex protein LAMTOR1
Biological process (GO): cellular response to amino acid stimulus; positive regulation of MAPK cascade; endosomal transport
Cellular component (GO): lysosomal membrane; membrane raft; Ragulator complex
Molecular function (GO): molecular adaptor activity; guanyl-nucleotide exchange factor activity
Source: RefSeq, a predicted model, not a curated record